Molecule: messenger RNA, 1142 nt
Organism: Macaca mulatta (Rhesus monkey)
Lineage: Eukaryota; Metazoa; Chordata; Mammalia; Primates; Cercopithecidae
Source: RefSeq, a predicted model, not a curated record
GUGGCGCUGCCCGCUCGGCCCGGCGCUCCUGGAGCUGGGAGCCGCGACCGCCGGGAGCGCACCUGCCCCGCCUCCGCCAGGCGGGCCGCGGAGCAUGCAGCGGACCGGGGGCGGGGCUCCGAGGCCGGGGCGCAACCACGGGCUCCCAGGCAGCCUCCGCCAACCCGACUCCGCCGCCCUCCUGAUGCUGCUCGUGAACGCCGAUCGGCCGGAGCCCGUGCGCAGCGGAGCGCGGGAGCUCGCGCUCUUCCUGACCCCCGAGCCUGGGGCCGAGGCGAAGGAGGUGGAGGAGACCAUCGAGGGCAUGCUCCUCAGGCUGGAAGAGUUUUGCAGCCUGGCUGACCUGAUCAGGAGUGAUACGUCACAGAUCCUGGAGGAAAACAUCCCAGUCCUUAAGGCCAAACUGACAGAAAUGCGUGGCAUCUACGCCAAAGUGGACCGGCUAGAGAAGUCGCCUGCACCAGUACCCGUGACGUAUGAGCUGCCCACACUGUACAGGACGGAGGACUAUUUUCCUGCGGACGCCAGGGAGGCACAGCACCACCCCCGCACCUGCCCUCGGCCUCUGUGAGCUUUGUGGUCUUCCCAUCAGGAAUGCUGGAAAAGUGACAUUGUGUACAUGCUGCAGCUUGGGGUUUUUUUUCUUUGUAUUGCUGUUUAUUUUAUAUUUUAAAGAGAUUUUUUUAAAUGUCGAGAUGGGCUCUCACUAUGUUAUCCAGGCUGAUCUCAAACUCCUGGGCUCAAGUGAUCCACCCGCCUUGGCCUUUCAACGUGGUGGGAUCACGGGCAGCAGCCUCCGCGCCCAGGCUGCUGCCAUUUUCAGAUUUCCUCCCUGCCUCAUGUGAGACUACAGGGUUUGGAGAAGCAGUUGGAACCCACGUGUGGUGCCUCCCACGUUGGCCUGCCUGGGGUUCUACAGGGGUUGAGGGGCCAGGCCUGGCCGGGGCUGAUGGACAGUGGGGACUUUCCUUCUCUCCAUGAUGGCUUUGCAGCGGCUCCAUGGUCCUCUCCGUGAUGGGGUUUUGCACGGGGUGCGCUCUGCCACUGUGGUGGGUGGAUAGGUGGAUGGGUGCUGGUUGUGUUGCCUCUAGACCUCGGUGCCCACAGCCUUGAGGAUCCUUCCAAUAAAGGUGUCGAGAGCA